AUGCGACACACCUUUUUUGUGCCGGCGCGUAACUCCCGGCAUCGCAUCGCGGCUCUAGCUCUGUACCGUGCCCUCGUCCGAUCAGCUCGACAGGUUGAGCUCCCCACGGAACAGAAGCAGGUUGGCGGCGGCCUCUCCUCCAGCGGGAAGACGGUGCACCCACUCGCCGACAUGGUCAAGAGGCGCUUUCAGAGUAACAAGAGCUACACCAGCCUUCGGCUCGUCUACUCUUCCAUGUCGGCAGGCUACAAGUUCCUAUCUAUCUUGACCAAGGCACGGAUCGUCGACUCCCCCGAGCACGACCGAGUCGUCAACCUGAUUAGACAGCCGCAGGCCAAGAAGACAUCCGACCGGUCAUCGGGUUCAUCAUCAUCGUCAUCACAACCGAAACCGAAGAAGCAGACAACCUCCGGUGAGAAGGGGCAGAAGAAGAAGCGCCCCCCGCUCCUCGUCAACGUCGCAGAACCCGGCCAGCCACCCCGCUACACGGGCCGACCCCGCCCGGCCUCGAUACUCAAGCAUCCCCGUCGGGUGCCGACCCUGUGCGCUGAAUCGCUGGGCUACCCGUUCCUGCGGUACAGGAAGCCGCACCCGCCCACGCUGGACAGCAUGGUGGCGCGGAACCGCAUGCUCUGGGAGGCCCGGGUGGCCAGCGUGAUACGGGCCGAGGAGGAGAUGGCCCCUGCCGCGGCCCUCGAGGACAGGUGGGAGGAUGCCCUGCAGGAGGAGAUGGCCAGAGCCGGGCUGCCCAACGUGUCCGUUCCCACCGUGAGCCCCAUGCCCGCCCUGUCGGCCGAGGCGGACGCCAUACGUCAGGAGUACGUGCAGAAGGGGAGGCCGCUGCCAGUCGAGGACGGCGGGGACCCGUUCAUCUACCCUGUAUGGGCGUCUGUGGUGCAGAGGUCCGAGGGCAGGCUGAAGAGGUGGAUGGCGCGUACGCCGCGGGGGGAUGAUAGAUACUGGAAGGCGUUUGAGCGGCAGGUGCGGAAGAGCGGUAAGGGCAGUGUUGUUGGUGAGGAUGAGGAUGGUGAUUUCUGGUCUUCGAUCAGAGCGCAGAGGCAUGAUUCUACGUGA
This is a messenger RNA of Geosmithia morbida, 1074 nucleotides long. Its product is annotated as DNA repair protein. Lineage: Eukaryota; Fungi; Ascomycota; Sordariomycetes; Hypocreales; Bionectriaceae. The record is from RefSeq and is a predicted model, not a curated record. The coding region runs from base 1 to 1074 and encodes 357 amino acids. The transcript has 3 exons.